Molecule: messenger RNA, 1503 nt
Organism: Zygotorulaspora mrakii
Lineage: Eukaryota; Fungi; Ascomycota; Saccharomycetes; Saccharomycetales; Saccharomycetaceae
Gene: ARH1
Product: NADPH-adrenodoxin reductase
Exons: 1
Coding region: 1-1503 (500 amino acids)
Biological process (GO): ubiquinone biosynthetic process
Cellular component (GO): mitochondrion
Source: RefSeq, a predicted model, not a curated record
AUGGAAUUACAUAGUCUCUCGAAGGUAUUUGUGAGAUCAGUAUCCGAUAAUGUUGCUCGAAGAAGAGUUUCCGUUAUUGGAUCAGGACCAUCUGGCUUUUAUACAGCUUAUCACCUACUGAGCAAGUCCACAGUUCCCUUGCAUGUUACCAUAUGGGAGAAACUACUGGUACCGUUUGGCCUUAGUCGUUAUGGUGUUGCUCCGGAUCAUCCAGAAGUCAAGAACUGUGAAGAUACAUUCUCAAAAUGUGCUAACACAUUCUCUGGAUCUGAUCAUAAGCAUAAGUUUGAAUUUGUCGGAGGUGUUGAGAUUGGAAAGCAAAUAAAGCUAUCUGAACUUUUAGCACAGGAAGAUGCUGUGAUAUUAAGUUAUGGCUGUUCUGGAGACAGGAAGCUAGGAAUUGAUGGUGAAUCAACUGCAAAGGGUGUCUUCAGUAGUCGCACGUUUGUAAACUGGUACAAUGGCCAUCCGUAUUUUGCUCAUGAUCCAUAUCUAACCGAAUUUGACUGGACGAAAGUGCGAAAUGUUGGAAUUAUUGGCAAUGGUAAUGUCGCGUUGGAUUUAACACGACUUUUAGUCAGUAACAAAAUAGGAAGCAUCUGGAAUCCCACAGACAUAUCUCUAAUUGCAUUGAACUGUUUGAGAAGUGCGCCAAUAAAAAAUGUUAAAAUAAUAGCAAGAAGAGAUUUUGUACACUCAAAGUUUACUAACAAGGAGUUACGAGAGUUAUGGGAAUUGGAGAGAUAUGGAAUACGAGGUAAAAUUGAUCCAGAGUUUUUUAACGAGACUAUGUGCGAUACAAGCAAGAUCAACGAUCGUGUAUUCAAAAGACGAGUUGAAAUGUGUGCGGAAUACUUGAAACCAUUUGAUAAGAGAACCAAAAAAAACUACAAGAAAUAUGUGCCGCCAGCGAUAGAUGAAUCAGAAGUGAUAACCUGGGAACUGGAUUAUUUGAAAAGCCCUUUGAAGGUGAAUGUCGAUGAACAUGGAAAAAUCGAAUCCCUUAACCUGUGCAAGAACAAAACAACUAAAGACAGUAAACUUGUGAAGACACAAGAUGAAGUAACUUAUGAAAUGGAUCUCCUCAUAACCUCACUUGGAUACGAGGGCAAGCCACUGGAAGAGUUCAAAGAUCUAGGCAUAAAAUUUGACGGAGAUCAUAUGGCAAACAUCAAUGGUCGUGUUCAGGACAUACACGGCGUAAUCUUUCCCAAGCUCUAUGCAUCUGGCUGGAUCAGGCGAGGCAGUCAAGGUGUGAUUGCAUCAACAAUGCAAGGAGCGUUUGAUGUUGCCGACAUUGUGAUGCAAGAUAUAUCCCAUGAAACUAAAACAACUGAGACUACCCGCGAAAUAGAUUUAAGUGGAAUCAAGCACACUACGUGGUCCGACUGGCAAAAGAUCAAUAAGAGUGAGCUCGAAGCGGGAGUGAGACAAAGCAAGACAAGGGUCAAGUACCUCGAUGAUGCUGAAAUCUUGCAAUUCUUGGCUUCAAACAAGUCUUAG